Messenger RNA from Rasamsonia emersonii CBS 393.64, 1155 nucleotides. RefSeq names its product Deoxyhypusine synthase. The transcript is spliced from 5 exons. The record is from RefSeq and is a predicted model, not a curated record. Lineage: Eukaryota; Fungi; Ascomycota; Eurotiomycetes; Eurotiales; Trichocomaceae. Gene Ontology annotation, biological process: peptidyl-hypusine biosynthetic process. Gene Ontology annotation, cellular component: cytoplasm. Gene Ontology annotation, molecular function: deoxyhypusine synthase activity. Bases 1 to 1155 code for a protein of 384 amino acids.
AUGACUACCGACCAGGCAGCCGCAAACCAAAAGAAAGAUGAGAACGACAACGUACCGCCGGCGUCCGCUACGCAGGCCGUGCUGGUCGCCUCAGCACCCGUCCCCGAGGAUGCCCGCAAGGUCCGCGGCGUGGACUUCAACCAAUUCGCAGACCGCGACAUUACGGUUCCGGAAUUGGUCGCCAACAUGGCCAACAUGGGCUUCCAGGCCAGCGCUGUAGCGGACGCGGUGCGCAUCAUCAAUGAGAUGCGUGCCUUUCGAGACCCUGAAACUGGCGCCGGCACCACUAUCUUCUUAGGCUACACCUCGAAUCUGAUCUCAUCUGGUCUGCGCGAGACCCUACGCUACCUGGUUCAGCACCGCCACGUGUCCGCGAUCGUCACCACCGCCGGUGGCGUCGAGGAGGACCUCAUCAAGUGCCUGGCUCCUACAUACAUGGGAUCCUUCACCUCACCGGGUGCCGGGUUACGUGCCCAGGGCCUCAACCGCAUAGGGAACCUGUUCGUGCCCAACAGCAACUACUGCGCCUUUGAGGACUGGCUAUUGCCCAUCCUGGACAAAAUGCUAGAGGAACAGGAGGCCGCGAAGGAGAAGGCUCGACAAACGGGCGACCCAGACGACGAGCUGCACUGGACGCCGUCGCGCAUCAUCCACCGGCUCGGGAAGGAGAUCAACAACGAGGAUUCGGUCUGUUACUGGGCUGCGCGCAACAACAUCCCCAUCUUUUGCCCGGCCUUGACGGAUGGUUCGCUGGGAGAUAUGCUGUACUUCCACACCUACCGCUCUGCGCCGAAACGACUGCGCGUGGACAUCGUCGACGACGUGCGCCGCAUCAACACGAUGGCCGUGCGGGCUGCGCGGGCGGGCAUGAUCAUUCUGGGCGGCGGAGUCGUCAAGCACCACAUUGCAAACGCGUGUCUGAUGCGGAACGGAGCGGAGAGCGCGGUGUAUAUCAACACAGCACAGGAAUUUGACGGCAGUGACGCCGGCGCCCGGCCGGAUGAGGCGGUGAGCUGGGGGAAGAUCAAAGCGAGUGCGGAGAGUGUGAAGACAGACAGAAAUAAUGGAGAGUCUAUCCUUCCUGAUGCAUGGAAGAAGGAUAGGACCAACCGUAUAUGUACUGUACUAACAAACCAGAUUAGAAGCAGUCGAUAG